Blepharisma stoltei is the source of this 933-nucleotide messenger RNA. NCBI's taxonomy places the organism in Eukaryota, Ciliophora, Heterotrichea, Heterotrichida, Blepharismidae. The record is from the annotation of a GenBank genome assembly.
AUGGAUCAAGAUCAGUUUCGAAUGAUAAUGAGAUCACCCAAAAGAAAGCUCUCUCAACCAUCUAUAAGGUCAACUUUAUCUCAUAAUGGCACAAGAGUAUUUUCAAUCGAGUCGAACAAUGAAUCAAAUCUCAAAGACAAUGAGCCAACUGACCAUAACUUACCGUCCAGACUAAAAGUUGAUAGAAAUUUUCUUCGAUUAAACUCUGCUCUAGAAAGGACAAACAAGCCUCAGUCAGCAAGUCCUGUAAAAUCUAAAGAAGAUAAAUCAUUCUCUGUUUCAAACCCCAAAAUCUUUAAAAGACUAGUGUCUCUUAGAGACGCAGAAAGCUCAAGGAAUCAAACAAAUAUAUCCCAAAUGCUAAUUAGAGAUUCUACUACAAGUGAAAGCACUCUGUCUUGCUAUGAAGAAAACUCUUUAAAUAAUUCAGAAUCAAUACAAUUUAGAAUGAGGCCAAGAAUGAAAACCUUAAAGUUAAAUUCAAAACAAAAUAAAUUGUAUGAUAUUAAAGAAGAUGAAAGUAUUGAGCCGGAAGAUAAUUUCUUUCAGGUGAAAAUUCAUGAAAAAAAUGAAGAUAAUAAUGAAGAAAUAAAAUCUAAAGUGCAAAAAUAUCAGAGGCGGCAUGUAAGAAAAUUUUCUAUAAGUCCUGAGGAUGAAUCACGAGGAUAUCAAUAUAAAAGUCCUGGCAAAGAUUCUUGCAUAAAGGAAAUAGUCCGCAUUCAAAGCAGUGCUGAUAUAAAAAUAAGAGUUAGAGGAAGAACCACAUCAUCACAUAAAAAUACUGGGAAAAUGGACUCUGAAAUUAAGGCAGAGGAAAUCGAAAAGAAAAAUCCUCAAAAUUUGUUUCCUAAUGAUAAAAAAAUGAAAAAUAGUAAGCAGGAACGCUCAAGUAGAUGGACCUGGAAAGGUGCACAUGGAAUCAUUGUUUCUUAA